This is a messenger RNA of Armigeres subalbatus, 4793 nucleotides long. Its product is annotated as 5-hydroxytryptamine receptor 1-like. Gene Ontology annotation, cellular component: plasma membrane; dendrite. Gene Ontology annotation, molecular function: G protein-coupled serotonin receptor activity; neurotransmitter receptor activity. The record is from RefSeq and is a predicted model, not a curated record. The coding region runs from base 2094 to 3518 and encodes 474 amino acids. Gene Ontology annotation, biological process: G protein-coupled receptor signaling pathway, coupled to cyclic nucleotide second messenger; chemical synaptic transmission. Lineage: Eukaryota; Metazoa; Arthropoda; Insecta; Diptera; Culicidae. The transcript is spliced from 2 exons.
UCUCCGUUGGUGGUUGCCAGACAAAGGUGCGAUUUCUCGGGGUCGUUGAUUGCCGUAUAGGAAGCGUGUAGAUCACUGUGGAGUACCUUUGGUAUUCCUCGGCGGCCAUAGGCAUAGACCCUACCGUUGCCGGAACUGCGAAAGUGCGUGUCGGUGAAAUCAAAGGAAAAAAUCGUGUGUAGUGGAUUUUUCCUCAAAUGGUUUGAAACUGUCUUUUAUGGGAUAGAAAUCGAUUAAAUUUGGCUGUUUCCGCCACUUGUGAAAUUGAUUAUUACUGGAGUGAAACGAGUCGAAAAGGGUCCAGGACGGAUCCAGAAUCUUGAACCGCCUGGAGUGAAACCACUCUGCUCCGGAAGAGUUCUAGGUCCCCUAUUUGGUGGGAGUAGUUGAAGCUCGUUGGUGAAGAGGAGUGAGUUUUAUUUUCCGUCGUGGGAAAAGAAGCAUCAUCGGGAAAGCGCAUUAGGCCCUGCGGGCGUUUUCAAACAAGUGUGUUUGCCAAGUUUUCCUCGUCGUCGGCGUCGUUGCCGUUCGGCUAUCCGGGUUGCCGCUACUGCGAUUGAAACGGGGAACGUUCGUGAGGUCAACCUGCCGCCAGCGUCGUGAGCCGUUUGCUUCGUACCGUAGCACGACUGUCUACAGUUUACGGUAGGUUUUGAAUGGAAAAUUAUUGAUUGCACUUCAAGAAGAGCGAGAGCAGCAAAUCAAAAGCAACAACAGUAGGGCAAUUGUUGUCGGUCGGUUCAAAAUGUGUUUGGAUCAGAUUCAGAAAAGGCAAAGAAAAGUGGAGCAAAUAUUAUCCCGGAGUGCUUUUCGGUCAUUCCUCGAACCACAGUGUUCUGUUAAAUCGGCAAGCCAUAUCUAAGAAACGAAACAUCCUUCAACUUAAUUGGAUUGCCGUUUUUUUGUGGGAACGUGCGUGUUUUGUGAUGAUUCGUGGUAACAAAUUUUCGCUAAGUGAAUACAAUCAGCAAAAGUCAAACGUGCGAUUCGUUCAGAAAACGGGAAAAUUAAUGAUAAGUGUUCCUGGAAAAUUAAAUUUCAACUGAGAAGAUACGUUCACCUGUGCGUGAAUUGAAUGUUUUUUGCUUCUGGCUGAAAAAUCAAGCGGCAUCAAAGAGUGUUAUGUAAUUUUAAUUGGAGUUGUGGCCCUAUACGGAAUGCUCGGUGGUCUUUGAAUGGUUUCCCUUAGAAUGGAUUGAAAGCGGAUCGAGUUUUUCGAGAUAGAAUUGGAGCAGUUGGAAGCCGCUUGGGGGUGGAGAAUCUUCGUAUUAACGAAAACGCGAGUACCCUGAUGUGCGUGGAGUUUCCCAGAAAGAGCUCCAGACCAGUGGACCGACCGACCGACCGGUGUAACCCAGCGGCAGUAAUCAAUCUCCCAGCACCAUCGUUGUCAACCCAUCUCUGUCUGCCCGGGCGGCUGCCGGGGCUGGCCGUGACAGCUUAAAGCUCGGUGGAUUUUCCAUCCGGAAACAAAAGCCAACCCCUGGAAGAAACCAUCGACAUCUUCAUCACCAUCAUCAUCUUCUCCCAGCGUCGCCACCGCAUCGGCCCCGCGUGGCACCUGCGGCUUUUGAGGUUCGAUUCUGUGCCGGUUGGUAAUCAUUUAUAAUAAAAUCGACGACAGCACCGAAGGGACAUAGCUCUUUCUGCUAAAAAUCAGCUCAGGUGUGAGGCACGUCUGGGCCGCAUGUCCGGAGGUAGUACGCUCGCUUUCGGAUCUGCAGCGGUAAUUAAAGGGAAACUCAAGUCGGGACGAUAUCCUGGCGGGGUGGCGUAUUUUAAUUCAAAUUUUAAUAGAGUAAGAAACGUUCGGGUCGAUGUUGCGGCAGAAGAUAGCUAGAGUGACAGCGGUUUGUAUGCGGUAAGAUGCUGUCGGAAAGCAGGGUCCAGUGGUGUGACAUUUUGUUAUUCGAAGAAAAAGCUGGGUUGAAAGAUGUUUAUAGGAGUGGCGUAAUCUUAAUGGAAUAGAUUGCUGGGUUUGUGUAGAUUCUGUUAGAAAGUAGAUUAAAUAUACAACUUGGAUACGUUCGAACGCAUUUGGGAAGGCGGGUAGACGUGGAUAGUUCUUCGGGGAACAUAGUCUGGGUCCUUAUAUGGACGCAUUAGCAUUGUCGAGGCUUGUAAAUGAAUUUGCCAUUGGAAGCCCACCAGAUCCAUACACGCAGCGAUUGCAGGAGCAGCAAAGUUACGAUCCAGUUCCAGACAUUGAAGUGUCGGCUACAUCGGCCGCACCGUUCACCCUGUUGACGUUAAAUCAAACGCUGGGCCACUCCUUAGCGGGCACUGCUAAUGGCUACGGUGGCUCGGAUGAAGGUCUGAUACCUGCGGUGGCGGCAGCUGCGGCCGGAAUAAGUACCAGUACUACAACCGCGGGCUCGAUAAUCGCGUCGACGCUAGCCGGUAAGGCACUUGAUCACGAGCCGGAAAUCGACACGAUCCGUAAGGUGAUCAUAUGCAUUGUUCUACUAGCUGUGAUAUUCGGUACUAUCGUGGGCAAUAUUCUGGUUUGCGUGGCGGUUUGUCUGGUUCGGAAACUUCGCAGGCCAUGCAACUAUCUACUUGUUUCGUUGGCAGUAUCGGAUCUUUGCGUGGCUUGUCUGGUGAUGCCUCCGGCCCUGAUGUACGAAGUCUUGGGCGAGUGGAACUUCGGUAGAGUAUUCUGUGAUAUUUGGGUAUCGUUCGACGUGCUUUCGUGCACGGCUUCGAUCCUGAACCUGUGCGCGAUAUCCGUCGAUCGGUACUGGGCAAUCACUAAGCCCCUGGAGUACGGCGUCAAAAGGACGCCUCGCCGGAUGAUGCUUUGCGUGGCACUCGUCUGGUUGGCAGCUGCCUGCAUAUCGCUGCCACCGCUUCUAAUCCUAGGCAAUAAGCACACAAUCGGAGAGGGAACAGAUCAGCGACCCUUCUGUGCCGUUUGCGAAGACGUAGGUUAUCAAAUUUAUGCCACCCUGGGGUCCUUCUACAUACCUCUGGCGGUGAUGCUGUUUGUAUACUAUCAGAUAUUCCGAGCCGCCCGGCGAAUAGUCAAAGACGAAAAGCGGGCCCAAACAAGACUGGAAAAUUCCCUCGCAGUGGAUAAAAACCAAGCCAUGCUCAAGCCCCCGGAGCCGCUGACCGCGUCCGUUGGGUCGCCCCACCAAAAGAAACUUCGCUUUCAACUAGCCAAAGAACGCAAAGCUUCCACCACGUUGGGCAUCAUCAUGUCCGCCUUCACCAUCUGCUGGUUGCCCUUUUUCAUCCUGGCCCUGGUUCGACCGCUCAUGGACGACGACUACCCGACCCUGUCGUCCUUCUUUCUAUGGCUGGGCUACGCCAACUCUCUCCUGAACCCGAUCAUCUACGCCACCUUGAAUCGGGACUUCCGGAAGCCGUUCCAGGAGAUUUUGUACUUCCGGUGCUCGAACCUGAACAUCCUGAUGCGCGAAGACUUCUACCACAGCCAGUACGGCGAACCUGGCUCGCAGCGCUUCGUGCUGGACAACGAAGGCCAGCACACGGCGCGAGAGAGCUUUCUCUGAAACAUUACCACGCUCGUGGCCAUGCCGGCCUUGACGACGACUACGACGACAAUGAUGACGAUCAAUGGUGACGAUCGACCGGACGAGGAAGUCAAAAUUACAAUCAGUGCACCACCGCCCCUCACGUGACCUGCACCCGAGUUUGCACGAGCGAGUUUCGAGAGCGCGUGAACAGUGUGUGAGCGAGCAGAUUGCAUUGCCAUAAUGUAGCGAUCGCGGUAGUUGCGUUAGUGGAGUAGUGUUUAGACGUCGACGAGCGUGGCUCCCAUUUUGUUCAUACGUGUGUUAAGUUGAUGGACAGUGUAGUGGCCUAAUCAACAACAACAAAAAAUCGGUGGAGUAUUAUUAAUGUAGGAAGUCAGAAGCGAAGCGUGUUCGUACCUAUUCGUGGGGAAAGUUAUUAAAUUAAUAAUUUUCCGACCGUGUUGUAUUACGUGUAAGGAGAUAAAAGAAGAAAAUACGGGUUUGGUGGGUUUGGGGGGAGUCGGUAUUUUUUUGUUCAGUACCGAAACGAAAAAUUCUUGUUUUUCCAAAAGAUCUUUGAAAUAUUGAACUAUGCAGAUUGUUCGUAACUGUAAAACAUCUUUUUGCGCUCAAAAGGAGGGGGGUGGUAUGAACGAAAUUAGAUCGUAAAGAAAGGGAGUUUUGUUUUGAAUUUGAGACGUUGAAAAAAAUCCUAUUUAAAAUCCUAAGCUAAAAAUAGGCUUGCAAUCUAGAUGUUAGAUAAAAAUAGUGUUUAAAUUUAAUUUAAAAAUAUUUGUUUGUAUAAUGAUUGGCCCGUCUCCUUCUUUCAUGGCCACAUUCAUUCGAACCAUUUUUUCAUUUGAACAAUUUGAGUGUAAACAAAAAUAUAAGUGUGUCAAUCCAAGUGUGAAGAGUGUUCUCGCCUGAGUCUCAUAAGGCCGGACGCAAUAUGAUUGCUCUAAGGCGAUCUCAGCAGCGAGAAGUCAGCUGAAUCUUUUGAUUCAGUUUCAUUUUCGAACAAUUUGUAAAUAUUUUUAAAUCUCGCCUGAUCGCAGAUGAUGAAUCCCGCCUACGUGUUUAUUUCAGUGUACGUGUGAUACAAUUGUCAAUCGAUCAAACUUGUUAUAAAUUCGUAAUUUUAGUGCCAUUUGCGAAUUGUCUAAGUUUCGAGAUACACAUUGCCCGAAUUCCGAGACCCAAUAAGUCAUUUUAUGAGACAAUUUCGAUCAGCUGAUCGAGACUUCACCAUAAAUUGAGUGAACGGCUCGGCGUUUUGUUUUGGCAAAUUUGCCCGGCAAUAAUCAUCAUUAU